This is a messenger RNA of Pseudomyrmex gracilis, 3390 nucleotides long. It is a transcript of the gene Prp6, whose product is annotated as pre-mRNA-processing factor 6. Bases 24 to 2819 code for a protein of 931 amino acids. NCBI's taxonomy places the organism in Eukaryota, Metazoa, Arthropoda, Insecta, Hymenoptera, Formicidae. Gene Ontology annotation, molecular function: protein binding. Gene Ontology annotation, biological process: mRNA splicing, via spliceosome; spliceosomal tri-snRNP complex assembly. Gene Ontology annotation, cellular component: catalytic step 2 spliceosome; U4/U6 x U5 tri-snRNP complex. The transcript has 9 exons. The record is from RefSeq and is a predicted model, not a curated record.
UUAACCCCAAAAAAUAUGUCAAAAUGGCGGUGCCCUCAGCUUCUCUAAAUACGCGAAAUAAAAAGCAUUUUUUAGGCGUACCAGCGCCUUUGGGAUAUGUUGCCGGUGUUGGUAGAGGAGCUACCGGAUUCACAACACGGUCUGAUAUCGGACCUGCCCGAGAUGCCAAUGACGUUUCAGAUGACAGACACGCUCCGCCUACAAAACGCGCAAAAAAGAAAGAAGAAGAGGAAGAAGAUGAGGAAGAUUUGAACGACUCCAAUUAUGACGAGUUUUCAGGAUACGGAGGUUCUCUGUUUAGCAAGGAUCCUUAUGAUAAAGAUGACGAAGAAGCGGAUGCGAUUUACGAAGCUAUCGACAAACGUAUGGACGAGAAACGCAAAGAGUACAGAGAGAAACGUCUGAGGGAGGAAUUGGAACGUUAUCGUCAGGAACGUCCUAAGAUUCAACAGCAAUUCUCAGACUUGAAGAGAGAACUGGUCAACGUAACCGAAGACGAAUGGAGAAACGUUCCCGAGGUCGGAGAUGCUAGAAAUCGCAAACAACGUAAUCCAAGAGCGGAGAAGUUCACCCCGUUGCCGGAUUCCGUCUUGGCCAGAAAUUUGGGAGGCGAAACGUCCACCAGUAUCGAUCCGUCCAGCGGUCUGGCUUCCAUGAUGCCGGGUGUAGCUACACCCGGUAUGUUAACUCCCACGGGUGAUCUUGAUCUCAGGAAAAUUGGACAAGCCAGAAACACGCUGAUGAAUGUCAAACUUAACCAGGUUUCCGAUUCGGUGGAAGGCCAAACUGUGGUCGAUCCGAAAGGAUAUCUCACCGAUUUGCAAAGCAUGAUACCCACUUACGGUGGUGAUAUAAAUGAUAUAAAGAAAGCCAGAUUGUUGUUGAAAUCAGUUCGGGAAACCAAUCCCAAUCAUCCGCCCGCUUGGAUCGCGUCUGCGCGUUUGGAAGAGGUGACUGGAAAGGUUCAAGCGGCGAGAAAUUUGAUAAUGAAGGGGUGCGAGGUAAAUCCGACUUCUGAAGAUCUGUGGUUGGAAGCCGCGAGACUGCAGCCGCCGGACACGGCAAAGGCGGUAAUAGCGCAAUCGGUCCGACACAUUCCGACGUCCGUUAGAAUCUGGAUAAAAGCUGCCGAUUUGGAAUCGGAGGUUAAAGCAAAAAGAAAGGUUUAUCGAAAAGCGUUGGAACAUAUACCGAAUUCGGUGCGAUUGUGGAAAGCGGCUGUGGAAUUGGAAGAGCCCGAGGACGCUCGCAUCUUGCUUAGUCGCGCGGUCGAAUGUUGUCCGACCAGCGUUGAUUUGUGGCUCGCUCUUGCGAGAUUGGAAACUUACGACAACGCGAGAAAAGUAUUGAACAAGGCACGAGAGAAUAUACCAACCGACAGACAAAUUUGGACGACAGCUGCAAAAUUAGAAGAAGCGAAUGGCAAUAAGCACAUGGUGGAGAAGAUAAUCGACCGUGCUAUAUCGUCGUUGAGUGCAAACGGAGUGGAAAUCAACAGGGAACAUUGGUUUAAGGAAGCCAUGGAAGCUGAGAAAGCAGGCGCUGUUCACUGCUGUCAGGUUAUCGUCAAAGCUAUUAUUGGUUUUGGCGUGGAAGAGGAGGAUAGAAAACACACUUGGAUGGAAGAUGCAGAAACUUGCGCUCUUCAAGGUGCGUUGGAAUGCGCCAGAGCUGUCUACGCGUAUGCGUUGACAACAUUUCCUAGCAAGAAAUCGAUCUGGCUACGUGCGGCUUACUUCGAAAAGACGUACGGUACAAGAGAAUCGCUAGAAGCGCUGCUACAAAGAGCGGUUGCUCACUGUCCUAAGAGCGAAGUACUUUGGUUGAUGGGUGCCAAAUCGAAGUGGUUGGCUGGUGAUGUGCCAGCAGCCAGAGGUAUCUUAUCUCUUGCUUUUCAAGCUAAUCCGAAUUCCGAGGAAAUUUGGCUGGCCGCGGUUAAACUCGAGUCCGAAAAUUCGGAAUACGAGAGAGCGCGACGGUUGUUGGCAAAAGCUAGAGCAUCCGCACCAACACCGAGGGUCAUGAUGAAGAGCGCCAAGUUGGAAUGGGCUCUUAACAAUCUCGACGCGGCUUUACAUCUUUUGAAAGAAGCUCUCGAAGCUUUCGAUGAUUUUCCAAAGUUGUGGUUAAUGAAAGGUCAAAUUGAAGAGCAGCAAGGUUAUCUGGAUAAAGCGAUAGAAACGUACAAUCAAGCGAUCAAGAAAUGUCCAAAUUCUAUACCUCUGUGGCGUUUGCUGGCGCAAUUGGAACACAGGAAGAAUCAAGUGACAAAAGCGCGUUCGGUUUUAGAAAAAGCGAGACUUAAGAAUCCCAAGAACGCGGAGUUGUGGUUGGAAGCAAUACGGAACGAAUUGAAGAGCGGCGGCGUUCGCGACAUGGCAAACACAUUAAUGGCCAAGGCGUUGCAAGAAUGUCCCACGUCCGGUCUGCUCUGGGCGGAGGCGAUUUUCAUGGAACCUCGACCUCAACGAAAAACGAAGAGUGUGGACGCCCUGAAAAAGUGCGAGCACGACCCACACGUUCUUCUAGCAGUAUCAAAAUUAUUUUGGUGCGAACACAAGAUUUCAAAGUGCAGAGAUUGGUUCAAUCGAACGGUGAAAAUAGAUCCAGAUUUGGGAGAUGCGUGGGCGUAUUUCUACAAAUUUGAAUUACUGAACGGCACGGAAGAGCAACAAGAAGAUGUGAAAAAAAGAUGUAUCGCUGCGGAGCCUCAUCAUGGCGAACAUUGGUGCAAAGUUUCCAAGAAUAUAGCGAAUUGGUGUCUUAGCAUAGAUCAGAUAUUGGUAUUAGUUGCAAGAGAGUUACCUAUUCCUAUAUAAAUUUCUUUUACGACGUACAGUAAAAAAUUUUAUUUAUGAACAAUCAAAUCGAUACGAUCUACUGCAACACUUUGCAGUUACGAUAAUCUGUUAGUAUGUAAGUUUGUAAAUAAAGUUAAAAAAAAUAUUAGAAUUAGUUUUAUAAUUUUAGUAUCUUACACGUGUAUGGUGUAUUUUAUUUAGUGUUGCGACAUAUGUGAAGUUUAUAUUACGCGAAACAUUUCAGUCUAAAAUGAGGGCAAUCAGUAAUAAUAAUCUUCGAAAACUUGUGAGCCAAUAUGUGUAAGUGAAUUAAAAAUAUAUAUAUGUGUUUAGAGAAACAAAUCAAGAGAUUUAUUCGCUAGAAAGCAGACUUAAAAUAUACCGGAUAUUUCGUUCAAAAUGUAAUUUGGAACGAGCAAAGCAAAAUAAAAACAAUUUGGCAGUUGUCGAAAUGAUACUGUGUGACAAAAACUUGUUUUGAUUCUAUUAUUGUGUAGCCUGAGUUUUGUUGGUAAAAGAAAAGUGUGUCCGACAUUUUAUAUAAGUGCUCUAUUGAUUUUAGCCCAGAUAGCCAAAUGUGAAAACUCAA